Messenger RNA from Spodoptera littoralis (African cotton leafworm), 1401 nucleotides. Lineage: Eukaryota; Metazoa; Arthropoda; Insecta; Lepidoptera; Noctuidae. The record is from the annotation of a GenBank genome assembly.
AUGCGGUGGGUGCUAUUAUCAGUGUUUGUGCUGCUAUGCAGUACAUUAGUGGCCCAUGCGUUUGAGGACCAGGCUCUCGAAGACGAUGACUUUGCAGAGUUUGAGCAGUUCGAGGCUGAGGAUGAUGAACUGAUUGCUGAUUUCGCUGAGGAUAAGGAGCUUCCUGCUUCAAAGCCAAUAAAGAGUGCAUCUCAGGAGCAGUUUGAAGCCAAUGUCGAGACUGAAGACGAGAUAUUAGUUGAGGAUGAAGACAAUGAGUUUGAGCACUUCCAAGACCCUGAGGAGUUCGAGGGUUUCCAAGACAAUACUCCUCGAAGCUCCGAACAGCCAAAGAUCACUAUUUCUAAGGUUCCUAUAAUGAUCCGUCCUCGGUGGGACGCCUAUUGGUUGGAAGGCAUUCUCUGCUGCCUCCUCGCUGCGUACGCACUGGCCUAUGCGGUAGGACGCGCGAAGAACACGUCAAUUGCUACCAACUUCCUGAAGUUACACAAGCCACUGCUUGAUGAUAACUUCACUUUAGUUGGUGAGACAGGUUCAGACGUGGUGACAGCAAGUUCAGACCGCGGGUGGCGCCGGGAGGCGGAGCACUGCUUCACCAUGUGGUGCAGUGGUCGACUCUGCUGCGAAGGCAUGCUACUCACACUCAAACUUAUCAAGCGUCAAGACCUGGUCCACGUACUCCUAGGAGUAGUUAGACCGACGCCGGACACUCUACUCGUUCGUGUGGAACUAGGUAAAGACGACAGCGAUCCAUUCGUACUCUGUGUCGCACAGAAAAAGAUCGCCACCCGCCUCGCCAAGGAAAUGCAGGACUUGAGCGUGUUCUGCCCGGAGCGUCGUGCGGGCGACAAGCACGGGCUGCCGGGGUCGCUGUGCGUGCUGUCGGAGGCGGCGGAGGCCACGGCCGCCGUGCUGGACGCGCGCGUCUGUACUGCGCUGCACCACUACCACCACCACGUCCAGUACAUACACAUCUCCGACCGGUACUCCGGGCCCAAGCAGAUGGAGGAAGCAGCAGUAACGAAGCCUCCGGACACGGAGAAGGUGAUGCUGAUCAGCUUUGCUCUGGGACCCGACGGCGGCGGGGACGAGGUCCGCCCGCUACUGCAGCUCGUCUUCCACCUCAUGGACAAGAUCAAGAGGCUCCGGCUUAGCAAGGAGGCGCUGGCGAAGUGUGAGAAGCGUCGCCAGAAGGUGGCGGAGGCCUGGCUGCGGGGCGCGCACGCCGCCCGCCAGGAACAGGCCGCCGCCCGCCGGGAGGAGAAACGCAAGCUGGAGAAGGAACGCAUCCUCGCUGAGGACGACCCAGAGAAGCAGCGUCGCUGGGAGCUAAAAGAGCAGAAACGCCAACAGAAGCGGAAAACGCCGAAAAUGAAACAAUUAAAAGUAAAGGCUCUGUGA